AUGCUCGGGGAUCCUCCCCCCCUCCUCCUCUACCUCCCUCUCCGCUCUGCUCUCGCCCAAUCCCCCCCCGCCCUCCAAGGCCCCGCCGACGCCGCGGUCCAACCAGCCCUCGGCGGCGGCCGCCCCCGUGCCCUCGCACCGCCGCCCCCGCGCCAGCCGUCGAGGCCGCACCAGCCGCAGCCGAAGAAGGCCCGCCCCGAGCGCCCGGAGCCGCCGCGAAGACGGCGGAGCGUGCCAGCCCGGCGCCGACCGAAGACGGCGGGAGGUUCCGCCCGGCGCGACGACGACGGCGGAUUCGCCGGCGCGGGCCGAGCAAGCGGAGAAGAAGAAGAGCGCCCCGCCGCGCGCCGAAGAAAGAGAGAAGAGGCCGCACGCCGCGAGGCCCCCGGCCCGCCGCGUCGCCGCUAG
Ananas comosus (pineapple) is the source of this 408-nucleotide messenger RNA. RefSeq names its product Y-box-binding protein 2-like. The transcript has a single exon. NCBI's taxonomy places the organism in Eukaryota, Viridiplantae, Streptophyta, Magnoliopsida, Poales, Bromeliaceae. The coding region runs from base 1 to 408 and encodes 135 amino acids. The record is from RefSeq and is a predicted model, not a curated record.